AUGACAACACCAAGACAGGAAAAAGAGAUUUUAGGUGAUGGCAACUGCUUUUUUAGAGCUGUCUCUUUCUGCCUUACAAAUUCGGAGGAUUUUUACAACGUAAUGCGCAGUGCUGUCUGUCAGCAUAUCAUUGAAAACAAAGAGUUAUUUGAACCAUUCACAAAUGGUGAACAGUCUAUUGAUAAUCAUCUUAAAUCAUCCAACAUGUCACAAACGGGAACGUGGGCUACUCAGGUUGAAAUAUUUGCUACAGCUCACUUACUGAAUGUUGAUAUAUAUACACUCUCUGGAGGGCGUUGGAUCAGAUUUUCAGUCAGUGAUGUAGAACCUUCAGAGCAAAGCAAAACUGGUGCAAUUUAUUUAAACCACCACCAGCAAAAUCAUUACAAUGUCGUCCUUUCAGUAAAUGGGCAUGAGUCAGACAUGACACAAAAGCAAAAUGAUGAAAUUGUAAAUGAGUAUGAAAAGCGAUACCGAAGUCGAAUGCGUUUACGAGGAAUCAGACAAACAUUACCAGAAACGGAGAACAAGACUAGAUAUGUGGAGAAACGAAAACAAUCUUUAAGGAAAAGAUACCAGGAAGAUUUAAAAUAUAGAGACAAGAAACUGAAAUCGUGUUCUGAAAAAUAUUUAAACAGUGAAAAAUUCCAAGCUAAUUUGAAACUGCUAAGCAAACAAAGAUACCAUAAUGAUAUUGAGUAUCAAAACAAAACGAAAAUCAGAAGCAAUAAAAGUAUUACUGAUAGAUAUGCAGCAGACGAGGAGUAUAAGGAAGCUUUUAAGAGAAACAGUUUGGAAAGAUAUGCUUCUGAUGAAAAAUACAGAACUGACACUAAAUUGAGAAGUAUUCGAAAAUAUGAAUCGGAUGCUAAACACAGAGAAAAUGUUAAGAGCCAAAUUAAGCAAAAGUAUAAGUCAGAUGAACUAUACAGAGAGCAAGUUAUUUCUGAGAGUUCAAAGAGAUACAGGACAAAUGAAAACUUUAGAGAAAAAAAACUUAAAACUGCAGCUAAAAGAUACGAAAAAGAUGAGAUAUAUAGGUCAAAAACAAAAGUUUCUAGCAGAAUUCAAUAUGAUUCCAAUCCAAGAGUUAAAGCACUAAAAAAGGAGAGUGUAAAAAAUCAGAGAAGUGCCAAACAUUCUAAAUUGAAAAAUGAAAAAGGAAUUGUGAAAGCAUUUAAAGAAAAGGCUAUGCAAGGCAUUGAUUAUUCGUGUUGCUGUUGUGAUCGGCUCAUGUUUCAUAAUCAAGUCCAGAGAUGUAAUCGACACUCAUAUGCCAAAAAUGACCAAGCAAGAAAUGUUGCUGAAUUAUGUAUUCAGGAUAAACAUUGCCACACAUGCAUAGAAACAUGUCCAGAAAAUUGCAUCAAGUCUAAGUUAUGGAUUUGUUUUACAUGUCACAGGAAAAUCUUAAGUGGUAACAUUCCAGCAGAAGCAGCAGUUAACAAAAUGGCGCUUGAAGAAAUCCCAGAGGAAUUAAAACGACUAAAUAGCCUUGAGAGACAUCUGAUUGGAAUACACAUUCCGUUUAUGAAAGUUAUGGCUUUACCACACGGGAGUCAAAAAAACAUUCAUGGGCCAGUUGUUUGUGUACCAUCAGAUCUAAGAAAAGUUACAAGUUUACCAUUGAAACCUGGAGAAGAUCUGCUGCUGAAAGUCAAACUAAAGAGAAAAUUGAACUACAAAGGUUACAUCGAAUAUCAAUUCGUUAACCCAAAUCACGUAUCAGAGGCAUUAGAAUUUUUGAAACGGAACAAUGAAUGGUAUGAAAAUGUAACAAUUGACACAAACUGGAAACAAUCCGAUGACAGUUGUCAGGAAAUGGUCGAAAGUGCUGAUAUCUUAUCAAAAGAUGAUGAAGAACACAUUGCAACAGAUACCUGUUUACAACCAGUUGAUAUCGCACAAGAAGUUCUUGAUCAUUACUUUGAUGAUAUUUAUAAUAUCGCUCCAGCAGAAGGAAACAAUCCAGUAAGGAUGUUGCAAACACAAGGCAAUGAGGCAAAGACAUUUCCAUACCAUUUCCCUAGUGGACACUUCUCGUGGAAUGACAAGAGAGACACAAGAAUAACACUGUCAAGAUAUUUUAACAACCGCCUUAUGAAUUCAGAUGACAGAUUUGCAAAAGACAGCAGUUAUAUUUUCUUCAGUCAGUAUAUGUCUGAUUUGAAUCAAGUAAUAGAGAAAACGCAAAUAUCAAUCAGAAAAUCGGUCAAAGGCAUUCUUAGUGGUCACAAUAUGACAGCAGAUAUGGUACAAAACCCUGAAUUACUUUCAAAGUUGAUGAAAAAUGAUGAGGCUUUGCGAUUCAUGCAACCGAUACGGGGAACGCCAGCAUAUUGGUCAGCUGCUCAAAAAGAUCUAUUUGCUAUGCUAAGACAGUUAGGAAUACCAACUUGGUUUUGCUCGUUUUCAGCUGCAGAACACAGAUGGAAUGAUGCAGUUGCAACAAUAUUGAGACAACACAAUGAUUUAAGAGAUCCGUGUGUUUUGGACUGGUCUGAAAAAAAUGAGGUGCUAAGAAGCAAUCCCGUUACCGUUGCAAGAAUGUUUGAGCAUAGAUUUCACGUUUUUCAGACAGAAGUGAUUUUUUCACCAUCAGAGCCAAUUGGGAAAAUAUCAGAUUUUUUCCAAAGAGUCGAAUUUCAGCAAAGAGGGUCACCUCACAUGCAUUGUUUAUAUUGGGUAGAAAAUGCCCCGAAACUCGAUGAAGAUGGAGAAGAUGCGGUUUGUGAAUUUAUUGACAAAUAUGUUAGCUGCGCAGUGCCCUCUGAGAAUGAAGAUUUGGAUCUAAGAGAUGUGAUAUUAGCUGUACAACAACACAGCAGAAAACACUCAAAGUCUUGCAGGAAAAGAGGGACAGAUUGUAGAUUUAACUUUCCUAGACCUCCAUCUGUAUGUACCUUUAUAAAUUCUCCAAAUGAUGAAGACAACUUGCAAGAUGAUGCAGAAGCUACGGAUUUAAAACAGGAGCAAUCAAAUGCUAAAGAAAUAUUAUUGCGAGUUUGGAGUGAAGUACAAGAUGGAUCAAACGAAUCUGAAAAUACAGAAGAUAUUUUUAAACGAAUAGAUUUGACACAAGAACAGUACAUAGACGCACACAGACAAUUAGCAAAAAAGAGGUCAGUUGUUCUUAAAAGAAACCCACGUGAACUUUGGAUCAAUCAGUACAAUCCGUGCCUUUUAAAAUGCUGGGAUGCCAAUAUGGACAUACAGUUUGUCUUAGAUCCGUUUAGUUGCAUCGUUUACAUUAUCUCUUACAUAUCAAAGUCGGAGAGAGAAAUGGGAAUGGUGUUGAAACAAACCAAAAUAGAGGCAGAAGAAGGUAAUGAAAGUGCUCGUACAACCCUGAAGAAAGUUGGUUCUGCUUAUUUGAAUCAUAGAGAAGUCAGCGCACAGGAGGCUGUCUAUCGCGUAUGUAACUUGAAAAUGAAAGAAUGUUCAAGGAAAGUAGUAUUUGUACCAAUAGGAGACAAUCCUACUAGGCUGACAAAACCAUUGUCUCAACUUAAAAAAAAGCAGAACAAGGUAAAUGAAGGGAAUCUUGACGAAGACAACGAUGAAGAAGAUAUCUGGAUGACAAAUAUUGUUGAAAGAUAUGAAAGCCGGCCAAAUGAACCAUUGUUUCAAAAAAUGUGCCUGGCAGAAUUUUGCUCAGAAUUUAGAGUACUCGCUAAAUCCCAGGUUCCAAAGACUCACAAUGAAAAUGUAUUUGAACUGCAAAAUUCGAAAGGUUUCAUUCAAAAGAGAACACGUACAAAACCAGCAAUAAUAAGAUACCCAAGGUUUAACCCAGAUAAAAUGUCAGAGAAAUAUUACCAGUCUUUGUUACAGCUGUUCUUGCCUCACUGGUGUAUUAAUCAAUUGAAACCUCCAGGUUUCGAAUUGUAUGAGACAUUUUACGAAAAUGGACAUGUUCGAAUCUCAGGAAAGCAAAAGUUACAAUCGGUCAAGUCAAUUGUUGACAUGAACAGACUACGGUAUGCGAAGAAUGAAGAUGCAAUAGCAGAAGCAGAGGAUAAUUUUGAAAACAUUGGAGAUCCAGAAGAUGCUUGGGCUAACCUCUGUCCUGAGACAGAAUUAAUGAGACACGAAUGUUCUGCAGAGAGAACUGAUCUGAAUUUGGAUGUUGCUGAAGAAUUGCCAGACAUGCAACCAGAAACUAAUUUUGAUAUUCUCUACAACAUACAACAGGAUACACAGUCAAAAGAAGAAAUGACAAAUAUUCUUCAAAAUUUGAACGACACUCAAAUGAAAGUAUUUUACUUGGUGCGUGAGUGGUGUUUGAAGAAAAGUUUCGGACAAAAACCUGAAUUAAUGCACAUUUUCAUAACUGGUGGAGCGGGAACAGGCAAAAGUCAUUUAAUUAAAGCCAUACAUUAUGAGGCAUCACGUUUACUUGGAAAAACAAUGCCUACUCCUGACAGUGUUUCAGUGCUUCUUGCAGCAUUUACAGGAACGGCUGCAUUUAACAUUGGAGGCAAUACAAUUCACCAUUUAUUUUCACUGCCAAAACAUAUGUCUUUGCCUUAUCAACCACUGAGAGAGCAGAGUCUAAGUGAAAUGAGAGUUCAACUUGGUGAUCUGCAAAUUUUGGUUAUUGAUGAAAUUUCAAUGGUGUACAAAAAACUAUUAUACUAUGUUCAUGAAAGAUUAGUACAGAUAAAGAAAUGCAAGGAACCAUUUGGAGGAGUGUCAGUGAUAGCUGUGGGCGAUUUCUAUCAACUUCCACCUGUGAAGCAGCGCAAAGAUGAAAGACUUUAUAAAGACAACGCUCUUUAUCCUUUUGAUUAUUGGGUAGACCUUUUCAAACUUGUGGAGUUAAAAGAAAUUAUGAGACAACGUGAAGACAUCCCGUUUGCAAAUGCAUUGAAUACACUUCGAACUAGAGAAUUAAAAGAACAAUUGGAAGAACCAACCAACGUUAUCCUAAAUGAAUGUGUACGACAGGGACCUGAAGAUGUUCUCCACGUCUACUCAACAAAUGAUGAAGUCAAUGCCUAUAACUUGUCAAUGCUCAGGAGGAAAUGUGAAGACCUUGUUGAAAUAAAUGCUCAAGACUUCACAAAAGAUAGAACUACUGGCGAACUCAUCCUCAGAAGCAAACCUAUCAGUAGGUCUAGAACAGAUAGUCUUCCAAGCACCUUAUUGUUGGGUCUCGGUGCAAAGGUCAUGCUCACAAGAAACAGCAAUGUAGAUGAUGGCCUUGUAAAUGGAGUUAUGGGCACUGUAGCAAAAUUUGUUUAUGGUCAAAGACAUGCACAAAAUACUGUUGUUGCAGUGGGAGUACUGUUUGAAAAUAUAAAUGUUGGGAAGAAAACUGGACAGAGAAGUAAAAAUGGAAACCUUGUUCUUAUUGAAAAAGUCCAAGAGGAUAUUCCUGAGCAAAAAACAAAAAAUGUUGUUCGACAUCAGUUUCCAUUACGAUUGGCUUGGGCUUGUACAGCUCACAAAGUACAAGGAAUGACAGUUGACAAGGUGGUAGUUAAUUUAGACCGAACUUUUUCACCAGGACAGGGUUAUGUUGCGUUGAGUAGAGUAACGUCAAAGCAGGGAUUAUUCAUUGAAUCGAACAAACCAGAAAUAUUGCAAAAAAAGAUAUACGCUGAUCCAGAAGUCAACGUAGCAUUGCAGAGAAUGCCGAAAUUAAAACUACCAAACUUUGAAACAUCUCAGACUGGCAUUAAAAUUUAUCUUCACAACAUUCAAAGUCUCGGUAAACAUUUCGGAGAUCUCUUAAAGGAAAGCCGAUGCAAAGAUGCAGAUAUUAUCUGCCUAACAGAGACUUGGCUAAGAUCUGGACAAAAUGUCAAUAUGUUUGAUAUCAACGGUUUCAAUUUCUAUCCAACAAAUAGGCAAGAUUCUUAUGACGAUACCAAUACCCAAGUUUCAAAAUUACGUGCCUCAAAAGGUGGUGGAGUAGCUGUUUACAUUAACCAAACCACAGUAAACAAAGUUGUCAGUUUCCUUCCUGUAAAGAAUGUAGAGGGUAUCUGUGUAAAAUGUUUGCCAGAAGAUAUAGCAGUUAUCGUUGUCUAUCGCCCGAACUCUGUGGGUGUUCCUCAGUUUUUAGCGAAACUCGAAAAAGUGAUUGCGUAUUACAGAUCUCAAUGUAAAUACUUUGUUUGUCUUGGAGAUUUCAACGAAGAUGCAACGUCUGCAGGCCCUAUUCAGAAUUUUAUGAUUAAUAAAGGUUGUAAGCAGAUUGUUGAUUUCAAAACAACAGAGGGAGCUACUAUUUUAGACCAUGUAUAUGUGUCAACAUCUUUAAAGGCAGAAGUGGUAAAAAUGUCAACAUACUACAGCUACCACGAUGCAUUAAUUCUGAACAUCAAUUCCAGAAAAUAA
Magallana angulata is the source of this 6348-nucleotide messenger RNA. RefSeq lists its product as uncharacterized. The transcript has a single exon. The record is from RefSeq and is a predicted model, not a curated record. Lineage: Eukaryota; Metazoa; Mollusca; Bivalvia; Ostreida; Ostreidae. The coding region runs from base 1 to 6348 and encodes 2115 amino acids. Gene Ontology annotation, biological process: DNA repair; telomere maintenance. Gene Ontology annotation, molecular function: ATP hydrolysis activity; DNA helicase activity.